Molecule: messenger RNA, 4632 nt
Organism: Xenopus tropicalis (tropical clawed frog)
Lineage: Eukaryota; Metazoa; Chordata; Amphibia; Anura; Pipidae
Gene: pik3r4
Product: phosphoinositide-3-kinase regulatory subunit 4
Biological process (GO): macroautophagy; late endosome to vacuole transport
Cellular component (GO): phosphatidylinositol 3-kinase complex, class III; cytoplasm; membrane
Molecular function (GO): kinase activity; protein kinase activity; ATP binding
Source: RefSeq, marked provisional
CCAGCCGGGGUUUCGCUGUUAUUCUCUUGCUAUGCUGAUUUAUCUCGCAAGACUGGCCGUGUGUAGCGAAAUGGAAGUUUCAAGUCUCUGCAACAGCAUGCCCUGAAAUCAUAGUUUAUCCUGGGACUGUUGAAUAAAAAGACAGAAACCAUCAUGGGAAACCAGUUAGCAGGAAUUGCUCCAUCACAGAUCCUGUCUGUAGACAGUUAUUUUUCAGAUAUUCAUGAGUUUGAAUAUGACAAGAGCCUGGGAAGUACUCGAUUUUUUAAAGUUGCACGAGCCAAACACAGGGAAGGUCUGGUAGUAGUUAAGGUAUUUGCCAUUCAAGACCCAUCAUUGCCACUCACAAACUAUAAGCAGGAACUAGAGGAACUGAAGAUUCGUCUGUGUUCUUCCCAGAAUUGCCUUCCCUUUCAGAAGUUUACCUUAAAUGAAAAAGCAGCCUUAUUAUUCAGGCAGUUUGUUAGGGACAACCUCUAUGACAGGAUCAGUACCCGUCCUUUCCUGAACAACAUUGAGAAGCGCUGGAUUGCCUUUCAGAUACUAACUGCUGUGGAUCAGGCACACAAGUCUGGCGUACGCCAUGGAGAUAUUAAGACAGAAAAUGUCAUGGUGACAAGUUGGAACUGGGUCCUUCUUACAGACUUUGCAAGUUUCAAACCCACAUACCUUCCAGAAGACAACCCAGCAGAUUUCAAUUAUUUCUUUGACACUUCUCGUAGGAGAACCUGUUACAUUGCCCCGGAGAGGUUUGUGGAUGGAAGCACAUUUUCAACAGAACUUGAGUCCAUCAAGGACCCAUCUACUCCACUGGUUGACUUGACUAAUAACAACCAACGAACAAGAGGGGAUCUUAAGCGUGCAAUGGACAUCUUUUCUGCAGGAUGUGUAAUAGCAGAACUGUUUACAGAAGGAGUGCCAUUAUUCGACUUGUCCCAGCUCUUAGCAUACAAAAAAGGACAAUUUUCACCAGAUCAAGUGAUGGGUAAAAUUGAAGAUAGCUCAAUAAGACAACUGGUUAUUCAGAUGAUAUGUCGUGAACCAGAGAAACGGCUGGCAGCAGAAGACUACUUAAAACAACAGCGGGGAAAUGCAUUCCCUGAAAUAUUUUACACCUUUUUGCAGCCAUAUAUGGCACAGUUUGCUAAAGAAACAUUUCACUCUGCUGAUGAACGUAUUCUUGUUAUCCGCAAGGAUUUAGACAACAUCAUUCAUAAUUUAUGUGGAGAUGAUCAGAGUGAAAAAGUAGAAGGUGAAAUUAAGGAGAAUGGGCUGCUUAUUCUUGUUUCUGUGAUAACGUCCUGUUUGCAAACCUUGAAGUACUGCGACUCGAAACUUGCUGCAUUGGAGCUUAUACUUCACCUAGCUCCACGUAUAAAUGUUGAAAUUUUAUUGGAUCGAAUCACCCCAUACUUGCUUCAUUUCUGCAAUGAUUCUGUUCCCAGAGUUAAGGCUGAAGCUGUAAGGACCCUGACUAAGGUUCUUGCUCUUGUCAAGGAGGUACCUCGGAAUGACAUCAACAUUUACCCAGAGUACAUUUUACCUGGUAUUGCACAUUUAGCUCAAGACGAAGCCACAAUAGUAAGACUGGCUUAUGCAGAGAACAUAGCGUUGCUGGCAGAAACUGCUCUGAGGUUUCUGGAGUUGGUGCAGCUAAAAAACUUAAACAUGGAAAAUGAUCCUAGCAGUGAAGAACUGGAUGAGGUGUCACAUCCUAGUGAGAGCUAUGACACAGAGUUGCAGGCCUUGCAUGAGAUGGUCCAACAAAAAGUUGUAACACUUCUAAGUGACCCUGAAAACAUUGUGAAGCAAACCUUAAUGGAGAACGGGAUAACGAGACUGUGUGUUUUCUUUGGUCGGCAAAAAGCCAAUGAUGUGCUUCUCUCCCACAUGAUCACAUUCUUGAAUGACAAGAAUGAUUGGCAUCUCCGUGGGGCUUUUUUUGACAGCAUUGUUGGUGUUGCAGCAUAUGUUGGGUGGCAAAGCUCUUCCAUCCUAAAACCCCUUCUCCAGCAGGGCCUCAGUGAUGUGGAAGAAUUUGUAAUCUUUAAAGCUCUCAAUGCCCUUACUUGCAUGUGUCAACUCGGUCUUCUACAGAAACCACACAUCUAUGAAUUUGCUUGUGACAUUGCACCUUUUCUGUGCCACCCAAACCUGUGGAUACGUUAUGGAGCUGUGGGAUUUAUUACUACUGUAGCUCAGCAGCUAAAUAUUGCAGAUGUAUAUUGUAAGCUUAUGCCUUACCUUCAUCCCUUUAUUACCCAGCCAAUCAUACAGAUUGAUAAGGAAAUUGUCCUUCUCAGUGUCUUAAAAGAACCAGUCAGCCGCUCCAUAUUUGACUAUGCCCUAAGAUCCAAAGAUAUUGCAAGCCUCUUCAGACAUCUUCAUAUGCGUCAGAAGAAAAGGAAUGGCUCUCUCCCAGAAUGCCCUCCCCCUGAAGAUCCAGCAAUAACUCAGCUCUUAAAGAAACUUUUGUCACAGGGCAUGACAGAAGAUGAAGAAGAUAAACUUUUAGCAUUAAAAGAUUACAUGCUGAAGUCUAACAAAGCCAAAGCUAAUGUAGCCGAUCAGAGUCAUAUACAUGAAAGUUCCCUGAAAGGCGUGAUUGAUUUGUCUGCUUUGGGCCUUUCUGGAAGGCAGGCAGAUCUUAUUAAAACAAAGCAGGAUACAGAUGAUAAACGUGCAAGAAAGCAUGUCAAGCAGGAAUAUAAUGUGAAUGAAGAGUGGAAAAGCAUGUUUGGGGCAAUGGAGCCUGUAAAUGUUAACCAAACAGUAGUGAGAACAGCUGCUGACCAAGAGGCCACAAAACCUGUUCGCUCUGAGUCUGCAGCUGCUGUAUGUGCUCCUCUCUCAUCUUCACCUCAGACAUCUGAAGGGACAGGGAUGCAGCCAAGAAGGCCCACCAUGCAAAUAUAUACCAGCAUUUCCCUCCCUUCAACCUUCCAGAUUCGCAUGACCACAUGCAAGAGUGAGCUUCAACAGCUUAUACAGCAGAAAAGGGAACAGUGCAAUGCAGAAAGAAUAGCUAAACAUAUGAUGGAGAGUGCAGAAUGGGAGAGCAAACCACCACCAACAGGAUGGCACCCAAAAGGCCUUCUGGUGGCACAUCUGCAUGAACACAAGGGUCCAGUAAAUCGUAUACGAGUCUCUGAUGAACAUUCCAUUUUUGCUACUUGCUCAAAUGAUGGGACAGUAAAAAUAUGGAACAGUCAAAAAAUGGAAGGAAAAACAACUACUACCAGGUCUAUACUGACAUAUUCUCGCAUUGGGGGACAUGUGAAGACUUUGACCUUUUGCCAGGGAUCCCACUACUUAGCAGUGGCUUCUGAUAAUGGCAAUAUUCAACUCCUUGGAAUUGAAGCAUCUAAGCCACCUAAAUCUCCAAAAAUUAACCCACUUCAAAGCAGAACUCUUGAUCUUCAAGAAGAUGGCUGUGUUGUGGACAUGCAUCAGUUCAAUGCAGGCUCCCAGUCUGUGCUUGCCUACGCCACUGUGAAUGGUUCAUUGGUUGGCUGGGAUCUGAGAUGCCCUAGUAAUGCAUGGACAUUAAAACACGAUCUCAGAUUAGGGCUUAUAACAUCUUUUGCUGUGGAUAUCCACCAGUGCUGGCUUUGUAUUGGAACCAGUAGUGGGACUAUGGCUUGCUGGGACAUGAGAUUUCAGUUGCCAAUAUCCAGUCACACUCAUCCAGCCCGUGCACGAAUCAGGCGCCUUCUUAUGCAUCCACUCAGCAUGCAUACUAUGUAUCAGUCAUGGGUAAUAGCAGCUGUUCAAGGCAAUAAUGAAGUAUCAAUGUGGGAUAUGGAAACUGGUGAUCGAAGAUUUACACUGUGGGCCAGCAAUUCUCCUCCUCUCUCUGAAAUGCAGCCAUCACCUCACAGUGUCCAUGGUAUUUACUGUAGUCCAGCAGAUGGAAACCCCAUAUUAUUGACUGCAGGAUCAGACAUGAAAAUAAGGUUUUGGAAUCUGGCCUGCCCGAAGAGAUCCUAUAUUAUUGCUGGGAGCACUAACAACUUGCCUCCAGUAUCUUACUUUAGCAAGAUCAUCGAAGGCACUGAGGUUGUGCAGGAAAUUCAGAACAAGCACACCAUGGGGCCCAGUGAUGACACUCCCCGCAAAGGACCAGAAUCACUGCCAGCAGGACACCAUGAUAUUAUUACAGACAUAGCCACCUUCCAGACCACUCAGGGGUUCAUAGUAACUGCUUCAAGGGAUGGUAUAGUGAAGGUAUGGAAAUAAAGGAAGCGCUUGGGCUAGAAGAUACUAUAAAGAACACCCAUUAUUGCUUUUUUGUAAGUGAAAAUGUUGCAGGAUUUCUGGAUCACUCCUGGGUUGUGACAACUUUGUGCUAAGGGUCCAAAAAAGACAACAUUAGAGACGUCUGAGCCCUGUUCUACAGCCAUAACAGUAUAUAAAACUAAAACAUGUACAUUUAAUACAGCUAUAUUAUCUGUAUUUCCAUCUUUACAUAUGAGAAUUACAGUCAUGUCUGCAAGAGAAUGUAAAUCGUUCAUACAUUAUUUAACAUUAUUUUGCAAUUUAAAUACUUGUUAACGUGACAAUGGAAGUAAAGGCAUGAGUUUUGCACAGACAUUUCAUAAUUGCUAAUAAAUAUGUAUAUAUUAACCAGAA